Lepidothrix coronata (blue-crowned manakin) is the source of this 2447-nucleotide messenger RNA. RefSeq lists its product as uncharacterized. Lineage: Eukaryota; Metazoa; Chordata; Aves; Passeriformes; Pipridae. The record is from RefSeq and is a predicted model, not a curated record. Bases 1188 to 2297 code for a protein of 369 amino acids. The transcript has 8 exons.
UCUAGCAGGUGUUUUGGUUUUAAGGCCUCAUGACUUGUGUAAUUACUGAGAAGGAUGAUGUUGGUCCUGGAUGUGAAGUGGUUAAAGACUUGGAGCAAUUUGGGGACUAUUAGGCCUUUUGUUUGAAAGAUUCUCUCUUUUUAUUAGAAAUGUUCUUUCUCUAACUCUUGCAUCUUCUCAGACUUUCCUGGAGAGUUCUGUUUCUGUAUUAGCACAGGUCUUUUUGCGUAUUACAAUACAGCUUUGCCAAAUAAUGUCUCUGUAUUUCUAUUAAUAUGCACAGGCAUUGCCUUUUGAAGUAUCUAAGGUUGAGUAAGGUCAGACUUAAGGUGAGAAGUGCGAUUUUUUGGAAUUACCCAUGUCUUAUUACCCAGUUUGAUGCUCUUUGAUUGCAGGGCGUGCACAAUCACCCAUCUUUAGGAUACUGUUGGAUAGGCUGUUCACAGAAGAGAUAUUCUUGAACAGGUCAUAGUGAGAAUAUCUUUAUGGCUAAAAGUAAAUUCUAGGUACUUAACUUUGGCCCUUAAUUUCCUCAGUGGAAUAAAAACCUAGCUAUGUUGUCUGGCUUUCUGGGAUUUUUUGACCCUACAGAUUUGUGUCAUGAUCAUGGAAAUGUACCCAUUCAGUAAAUGGUUGCCUGCAAAACAUAUACAGAGUGGUAGCAGAGGGCUCCAAAAAGAAAGCAACAUAUUACAAUUUAAUGACUUAGCAAAUGAAUGGGGUGAGCUGAGGUUCCCAGCCAGAUAUAUGUGGCUCAUGUGUACAGUUUUGCACCACACAGCCCUUUGCAGUGGUUUGAGCGAGAUCUCUUGUUAACAAUACAUGUGUUGGUAACUAAGAGGGCACCUGGAUUUUUCCUGGCUUGUUCCUUAUAGAAAGUGUAGUGAGCGAGGGCGCAAUUCAGACUGUGAGGAGAUGUACUCUCACUUGGUAUAUUCUAGUUUUCUGAUUUCAUGUUUUGAUUAAUAGGACACUUUGUAAGAGCCUGAGUUUCAAUUUGGCAACCUUCUGAAUUUAAAACACUUACCAUGUAAACCACCUGAGCAGUGUUCACCUUGUGUUACAUGUCUUUUUGGAGGGGAGAAGAACAGUUAUUACUGUGUCCCUAAAGAGAUUACAAGAAAAUAUGGAGUGAUCUCUGGGUUUAUAUUUUUUUUUCUAUUCGUUUCUCUUUUAAGGAGAAUAUCAUGGGUCAAUGUGAACCUUCAGGAAGUGAACCUGUGAGUGUCACGGUAGAAGAGAAAACUUCAGCUGGCAACGUGAGCUGUGGGAACAAUUCCCCCGAGCCAGAGGGCCCUGAUGUCCAUCUGCUGUACCUUUCCAGAAGGGCUGCUCUGCGUGGGAGGAAGGCAGUGAGGUCCAGGCCUGGGCCAGCCCUGGCCGGUGACGAUGGCUGCAGCUCUGCUGGGCCAUGCCCUGACCGUUACCAUGACCACCACAAAAUCCUUGUAAACCUCAAGAGCCUGAUGAGGGCCCACACAGAGAAGCUGGCAGCUGGCAUGGAGGCGCCCAGCCACCCACCCAACCACUUCCAGCAGCAGUUGGGCACAGCAGUGAAUGGGGACCUGCUACAGUCACCCUCGACCCUUGGCAAGGCCAGCAAGACUGCCACACUGCAGAAUUGUUCAGUCCCCAAUCCUGUGACUGGCACUGCUGGUUCUGCAGCUUUGACCAACACCAGUGGCAGUGAUUUCCAGGGAGAAGUCAGACUAGAUAUUGCAUGUCAGCUGCUGGAGGAGAUGUUAUCAUCCAAUCCGGAAAUGGCUGCCUUUUUGGAGGAGAAUAUCAUGGGUCAAUGUGAACCUUCAGGAAGUGAACCUGUGAGUGUCACGGUAGAAGAGAAAACUUCAGCUGGCAACGUGCUGCUGGACUUGACCCAAUCUGAAAGCACAACUGUGCAGAAGAGGGUUCUGGGGAGGAUCAGGAAUCUGAUCCAUGGGCUGGCCAACGUUUCCAAAUGGAGGUACAGCAGACCCUGGCUGUUGGACUGUCAUUUCAAUUACAGCCAAGAAGCUGCUCUCCUUGAUGACCAAGGAGAGUUCUCUGAGCUUUGCUUUGAUGAAGUUAAAGGAAGACCAAGGAGCUGGAAGGUUCCUGCCCAGACAUCCCGAGUCCAGUUUCCAGUUCCCUGGUGUGCUGUACACACAUAUGCACACAGAGGCAUCCCACCGGUCAGCAGCCUAAGACACUGUGCNUGCCUUCUGCUGCCCAAGGCAGAGAGGAAAGCAAAGUUACAAGGGGGGGUGACAGCACUAGCAUGGCUUAGGCUCCAGAAAUGCCAAGCUGGAGGCUGCUAGGAAGCAGGGACACGAGCCCAGCCUUCUCCCUGAGCAGUCUCUCAGCUGGGCUCGCAGUGCCCAGGCACUGGGCAUGCUGCAAGGAAAUGGGAUGGGAGUAGCACGUGGUGUUGGGCACAGAGCACCAGCUGGGGUGUUGGGGAUAUCCCA